This is a messenger RNA of Clarias gariepinus (North African catfish), 936 nucleotides long. RefSeq names its product phosphomevalonate kinase (gene pmvk). Gene Ontology annotation, molecular function: phosphomevalonate kinase activity. Bases 47 to 664 code for a protein of 205 amino acids. Gene Ontology annotation, cellular component: cytoplasm. The transcript is spliced from 5 exons. Gene Ontology annotation, biological process: cholesterol biosynthetic process; isopentenyl diphosphate biosynthetic process, mevalonate pathway. NCBI's taxonomy places the organism in Eukaryota, Metazoa, Chordata, Actinopteri, Siluriformes, Clariidae. The record is from RefSeq and is a predicted model, not a curated record.
UGUGUAAGAGUGAGGAUGCACAGAAAGCGUAGAAGUUUUAUGGAUCAUGACAGAUUCAGAGAAUAAACUUAUUAUGUUAUUCAGCGGAAAACGGAAGUCUGGAAAAGAUUACGUAACAGAUUUAAUACAACAACGGUUGAGCCCAGAGUUGUGCUGCAUCCUCCGGCUUUCUGCUCCACUUAAAGAGCAAUAUGCAAAGGAGCACGGGCUGGACUACACGCAGCUGUUGGGAGCAGGCCAGUAUAAAGAGCAUCACCGAGCCGAGAUGAUCAGAUGGGGAGAGAGCAGGAGGAAUCAGGACCAGGGCUUCUUCUGCCGCAUGGCCGUAUGUGGAGCCUCUCAGCCCGUGUGGAUUGUGAGUGACUGCAGGCGCCUGUCUGAUCUGCAGUGGUUCUGGAACGAAUAUCCAGAGCGGUGUGUCUGUGUCCGAGUGGAGGCCUCUGAACAAACCAGGGCUCAGAGGGGAUGGAGAUUCACUGCAGGAGUAGACGAUGCCGAGUCCGAAUGCGGUCUGGAUCAGGGAGUGGACUUCGACUGGACCAUAAGAAACGACGGAGACGUCGAUCUUCUCGACAGACAGCUCGAGGGACUCUUGGCGUUAGCUAGGGAGAGGACACGUGAGCGCUGGUGCACACAAGACAGUACGGAAUUAAACAGACAGUGAAGAGGAGACAUGCCUGUGGAACAAAAGGAUCAUGAGCCGUUACCGCAGAGCAUUUUCUUUACACACGUGAACGAUUGCUAAAUAUCGUGUUGCUUGAGGAAGGCGAUUAGAAAUUGUCUAAUGGUCAAACAUUUUAAGACUCUCUCAUUUAUCACCACAUAAUUUUCAUACAUUUUUAGGUUAAGCUCAACACAUUGGUUUGAGUUUAAUUCCACAGAACAUCAUGUAAGUGUUUUAAAUAUGUAUUAAAUUAUGAAUUAAAAUGUAUUAAA